GCAUGAGGAGAAUGACAUCCCCGAAGUGACUGGCAGCAGUUGGCAUCGAGGAUUCGAGUCAGAGAGGUCCAUGAAUGUCUCAACAGCGAGCUGGUCCAGCUCAGUCCCGCGUCCUUUGCGGGGCCUUUGGGGACCCAUGGAGUUGCCCCCGCUGCCACCCUCCAUGGAGCAGGUCUACGGAAGGCGUGACUUGCCCUUGGGCCUCAAAGAACUUAACUUGCAACUGCAACUGGACAUGGAGGAUGACUUAGCCAGGACUUUGAGCCCCAGGAGCGCCGAGAGACUUUGCCAGUCAGGCAGCGACUUUCACCAAACCACCCAGACUUCUUUCUGCUCUUUACGGCGGAAGAACACUGCGAAGAGCUUGCCAAAGACCAGCACGAAGAGUGCUGCGAAACACGAGCGCCUGUUGCCCAUUGCGCCACGGGCAAACAAGACCUUCUUCGACCGGAAAGCCAAGAUGUGCGUUCGCGUGGUGCGGUUCCAAAAUACCAAGGUGAAGUUGCGGAUCUCCGGGUCCAAGGGCAGCGUGGUGGCGGAGCCCUUGAGACCCAGCUGCCCUCGGUGCCAUCGCAGCUUGGAGCGUGGCGGCUGUCAUUGCCACCAGGUGCUGAAUGUGAUCCAGGUCGAGAAGGAUGAGGAAAGGCCAGCGGAGCUCAGCGCCACCGGCUCCGCCUCGCCCGACAGCUUCGAGCCACCACAGCUGCAACGACGAUGUGACGAGGCUGCAGAACCUUCGCCGCCCGGCCGAAGCGGACGACUGAGGAGUCCUGGCGACUUCCGCUUGGCGCGGAGCACCUCCUGGCGCGACCUGGCGCGCACCAACAGCGACGCGAAUUUGAUGCCCAGGCCCAGCGGUAGUGGACAAAUGGAUGGGAACAAGAUUUGCCUAAGCUGCGGCUAUGUGUUCCUCUCAGAAACCGUUGAGACCUGCCGGAACUGUGGACAAAAGCGGCAGACACUUGCAGAGAUGCGGAAAGAGAUGAUCCUCAACGCCAAAGAAGACGUGAGAGUCAGUGUGUUCAACAAGCUUCAGGACCACAACGAGAUCCAUCGCGACGAAUUGUCGAAGGGCCUCGAGCUGUGUGGUUUCGUGGGCAUUCGCGAAGCGUGGGUGGAGACCGCUUGCGAUGCCAUCACAAAAUACUCCACGCUGGAGUUGGAAGAGUUCUUGAGCGUGGUCAGAGGCUACGAGGCAAUCCAGGACAAGUUCUACAAGAGCACCUUUGAGGAGGCCGACUUGGAUAACUCUGGCACGAUGGAGGCCGUGGAGCUCGCAGAGAUGUUGGAAAACCUGGGCAUCGAGCCCAUGUCGCAUGUCUUGGUGGAGUUGAUUCAUGAAGUGGACGAGGAUGGAAAGGGCGCUUUGAAGUUUCCCGAAUUCAAGCAUCUCAUGGAUUUGCUCAUGGUGCGCGAGGGCUUCACCAGCAGCGAGUACGAGACCUACAUGGAACUCUUCCAGCGCCUCUCAGCGGCAUCGUGGACAUGGGUAAGGUGA
Messenger RNA from Durusdinium trenchii, 1498 nucleotides. The record is from the annotation of a GenBank genome assembly. NCBI's taxonomy places the organism in Eukaryota, Dinophyceae, Suessiales, Symbiodiniaceae.